CCUUUCUUUCCCUCUUCACUUGCACUCUAUUCCUCCUUUCCUGUCUUAGAGUUUGUUCCUGCAGCUGCUCUGGAGUCUUGGAAAGAGCCGCUUGGACAGGCUUUUAAAUAUAAAGUCACCAUCUCUGAGCUGAGGAGAACUGGAGCAGCGACGGUCAGCCAAUGCAAGAGGAGGAGAGAGAUUCAGGAAAGAAACUACAGACGUGCAGAGGAUUUUCAGAUUGGCGGUCAGAAAACACACAGGUGAACUAGCUAUUUUGGGAUAAAGAUGAAAAGGAAGAAGAAUUUAGUGGAGGACAUCUCCACGCUUAUCACCCUCUCGGACCAUCCUGAAAAAGCCUACGGGAGCAUGGAGAUGAGUGCAGCACCUCAGGAAAACAAGAACGUGUUCAGUGAUGGGGUCACCCGGAUCGAUUUUGUCUUGGUGUGGGAGGAAUCUGUAAACCCCCUGAAGUUUGCAGAAUCAGAUGAAGUAUCGUCCGGUUCCUCUCGUGACACUCACAGGAAGUGGAGGGCAGAGUUUCUUUCCAGACUCCAGACUGCCGGCCUUCAUCAGGAGACGAAAGAGGUUUUGCAGGAAAAAACAAAGACAACUUACGUCCUUCUGAGUGCACCCUGGAAUGUUCUGUGUUAUUAUGCAGAGGAGAUCAGCCUUCGAGUGCCAUUACAGGUUGUGACUACUCCGAUAUCAAACUGGUCUGAGAAGAUCCUAGAAAAACUGCACAUCCCAAACAUAAUGGCACAAGAUGUGCCUAACCUUCCGCCGGACUACUACACCUGCCAGUUCCACACCAAUAAACUAGAGAGGUUUCUUGGUCAUGAAAACAAGGAUACCUUUUUCAAGACCACACAGAGGCAUCAGAUACUGUAUGAGAUAUUAGCCAGGACUCCAUAUGGAUCGUUGAAGAGAGGGGAGGUUGGCAUUGGCAGACUGGUUAGUGAGCACGUUCUCACUGCUGCUUUUCCCUUACAUGAGGGCCCAUUUGAGAUGCCAGAGACUCCAGUAGAUCCACAGUCUCUCAACAUGAGACAGAUCCUGCAUCACUACUGGGCUCGCUGGGCUUGCUGGAGGAAGUACCAACCUCUGGAUCACAUUCGUGAAUACUUUGGCGAAAAGAUAGCUCUCUACUUUGCAUGGUUAGGUUUCUACACAGGCUGGUUAUUACCAGCAGCAGUAGUGGGUUUUAUUAUUUUUCUAUUUGGCAUCUGGCUGAUGAUCACUGAUGUGGCAGCAGAAGAACUUUGCUCCAGUGGAGGCGCAUUUGUCAUGUGUCCACUAUGCCACAUCUGCAGCUACUGGAAUCUCUCCAGCAUCUGCUAUACUUAUAAGGCAGGCUUACUAUUUGACAAUGGAGGAACUGUGUUCUUCAGUAUAUUCAUGUCUCUGUGGGCCGUCACCUUCCUGGAGUACUGGAAACGCACAUGCUCCAUACUGUCCCACCGAUGGGACUGCUUCGAAUUUGAAGAAAUAGAGGAGAGGCCAAGACCAGAAUUCACAGCAUUGGCACCCAUGACGGUUCGUAAUCCUGUGACUGGGGCUGAAGAACCCUAUUUCCCAGAGAGUCAACGACUGAGUCGUACUCUAACUGGUAAUAUGGUCAUCAUUCUAAUGAUUGCCAUUGUUUUGAUAUUCCUAAUAGCCAUUAUCCUGUAUCGAACUAUCCUAAGUAUCAUUAUCUACAGAUCACAGAAUGAGUUCUUCAUAAUUUUCGCUGGAAGGAUAGCUAGCCUUACUGGUUCUAUGCUAAAUUUGCUGGUUAUUCUGUUGUUGUCACGGCUCUACACUUACCUGGCCCAAAUUCUUACACGAUGGGAAAUGCACCGCACCCAGACCAAAUAUGAGGACGCGUUCAUCCUCAAGGUCUUCAUCUUCCAGUUUGUCAACUUCUACUCAUCUCCUGUUUACAUUGCUUUUUUCAAGGGCAGGUUUGUUGGAUAUCCUGGAAACUAUAAUACACUCCUAGGAAUCCGAAAUGAAGAUUGUGGUGCCUCUGGAUGUCUCACUGAACUAGCUCAAGAGCUGUUAGUCAUCAUGGUAGGCAAACAGGUCAUCAGCAACAUCCAGGAAUUUGUCUUGCCUAAAUUAAAGACAUGGUGGCACAGGAGGAAGCUGAAGCCAGCUCCCAGUCAGGAAGUGAUUGAUGAACCAGACAGUGAGCCAGAGCUCAGCCCAUGGGAAGCAAACUAUCAGCUGCUGGUGUGUGAGGGGCUGUUCGAUGAGUAUCUGGAAAUGGUUCUGCAGUUUGGCUUCAUCACCAUCUUUGUAGCAGCCUGUCCCUUGGCUCCAUUGUUUGCUUUGAUAAAUAACUGGGUGGAGCUGCGUCUCGAUGCCCAGAAGUUUGUGUGUGAGUACCGCAGGCCUGUUGUGGAAAGAGCACAAGACAUUGGGAUCUGGCUGACCAUCCUAAAGUUCAUUUCCUACCUGGCUGUCAUCAGUAAUGCUUUCCUGAUUUCCUUCACGUCUGAUUUCCUGCCACGGCUCUAUUAUCGCUACACUACAGGCAGCAUGAGCGGAUACGUCAACUUCACCCUCUCAGUGGCCCCUGCAAACUUCACCCAAAGCAACUUGACAUGCAGAUAUCGAGGCCUCAGGGAUGAUAAAGGACAACCCACACAAGAUUACUAUCAUCUGCUGGCCAUUCGACUGAGUUUCGUCAUUAUAUUUGAGCAUGUUGUUCUCCUGAUUGGGCGUAUUAUUGACUGGAUGGUGCCAGAUAUUCCUGAGGAGGUGGAAAUUAAGAUCAAACGAGAGCAUUACAUGGCCAAAGAAGCACUGGCUGAGAAUCAGUCACUGAGUAGAACCAUUCUUGAAGAAAUGGAGCAGCAGAUCUCUGCGCUGCGAAACAGAGGAAGAGCACAGAGUCCUAACAACAUCUCGUCUCCCUCCAGUCCAUCUCCUGAACAUAAAGACAAACCUGCAGGCUGAUAUUUGACUCUUCUAAUACACCUUUAUACAAUGUAAAGAUGUUUUUGUAAACUGUUGCCUAUUGAAUAUUGAUAACAUAUCUUCUGUCCUUCGUGAGCUGAGAUGAGCUCUAAAGGCAUCCUAUAAUAAUGGUUUAGAGACCUACCCUGCAUCCUAAAUCACACAAGAAUCAAUCAUUGUGUAUCACUCCAAGGUCACAGGGUCGUACAUGAUUAAAGAAGGCCGGAUUAUGUCA
Messenger RNA from Carassius auratus (goldfish), 3160 nucleotides. RefSeq names its product anoctamin-7-like. Gene Ontology annotation, cellular component: plasma membrane. Gene Ontology annotation, biological process: chloride transmembrane transport; calcium activated phospholipid scrambling. The record is from RefSeq and is a predicted model, not a curated record. Lineage: Eukaryota; Metazoa; Chordata; Actinopteri; Cypriniformes; Cyprinidae. Gene Ontology annotation, molecular function: chloride channel activity; protein dimerization activity. The coding region runs from base 268 to 2925 and encodes 885 amino acids. The transcript is spliced from 24 exons.